GGGAGGAGAAGCAGCUUGAGGCAUCAUUAGAUGCACUGCUGAGUCAAGUGGCUGAUCUGAAGAACUCACUAGGGAGUUUCAUUUACAAGCUGGAGAACGAGUAUGACCGGCUGACCUGAUGUGGCUGAAUCUUGUAUCAAGCCUACUCUGGAAUGGUGAAUCCUAUUUCCAGGCCCUCUGUUCUAGACAGCUUUGCAUUGCUGUCUGGACAGUUAAACACUCUGAACAAGGUCUUGAAGCAUGAGAAGACACCACUAUUCCGUAACCAAGUCAUCAUACCUCUGGUGUUGUCCCCAGACCGAGAUGAAGAUCUCAUGCGGCAGACUGAAGGACGGGUACCUGUUUUUAGCCAUGAGGUGGUCCCUGACCAUCUGAGAACCAAGCCUGACCCUGAGGUUGAAGAGCAGGAGAAGCAACUGACAACAGAUGCUGCCCGCAUUGGUGCUGAUGCAGCUCAGAAGCAAAUCCAGAGCUUGAAUAAAAUGUGCUCAAACCUUCUAGAAAAAAUCAGCAAGGAGGAGCGAGAAUCAGAGAGUGGAGGUCUCCGGACAAACAAGCAGACAUUUAACCCUGCAGACACCAAUGCCUUAGUGGCAGCUGUUGCCUUUGGGAAGGGGCUGUCUAAUUGGAGACCUUCAGGCAGCAGUGGUCCUGGCCAGCCAGGCCAGCCAGGAGCUGGGACGAUCCUUACAGGAGCUUCAGGACUACAGCAAGUACAGAUGGCAGGUGCUCCAAGCCAGCAGCAGCCAAUGCUCAGUGGGGUACAAAUGGCUCAAGCAAGUCAACCAGGGAAAAUGCCAAGUGGAAUAAAGACCAACAUCAAAUCAGCUUCAAUGCAUCCCUACCAGCGGUGAACAUGGAUGACAGCCUCUACUCCCAGGUGAUACUGCAGAGUUGGGCAGUGAAAUUACCUUUUGCUCUAGGCUCACCUACAUGGGUGCAGCAACAGACAAAUCCCAGCUCCACCAGUGAAUAGCUAUGUGAUGUUGGCCAAGUGACCUACUUAUUCUGGGCCUGUUUUCUCAUUUGUAAAUGGUGAUAAUACCUACCUCAUAGGGUUGUUGUGAGGAUUAAAAUGAGAAAAUGAAUGUAAAACACUUAGCACAAUAUAUGGAAUAAUGGGUAUUCAAUAAAUGGUAGUUUCU
This is a messenger RNA of Castor canadensis (American beaver), 1145 nucleotides long. NCBI's taxonomy places the organism in Eukaryota, Metazoa, Chordata, Mammalia, Rodentia, Castoridae. The record is from RefSeq and is a predicted model, not a curated record.